Cydia strobilella is the source of this 5406-nucleotide messenger RNA. It is a transcript of the gene Pka-R2, whose product is annotated as cAMP-dependent protein kinase type II regulatory subunit. The record is from RefSeq and is a predicted model, not a curated record. The coding region runs from base 322 to 1470 and encodes 382 amino acids. NCBI's taxonomy places the organism in Eukaryota, Metazoa, Arthropoda, Insecta, Lepidoptera, Tortricidae. Gene Ontology annotation, molecular function: protein kinase A catalytic subunit binding; cAMP binding; cAMP-dependent protein kinase inhibitor activity. The transcript has 8 exons. Gene Ontology annotation, biological process: negative regulation of cAMP-dependent protein kinase activity. Gene Ontology annotation, cellular component: cAMP-dependent protein kinase complex.
GAUUCGCCAUUUUUACUUUAGUGAAGGGACUGUGGAUUUUUAAUUGUCAGGCUGGAGGACGAAGAAUAUUUCGAAAAAAGUGUGUCAUUUCAUUUAAUUUACAGUAGCUGUGACUAUUAUUUGGAAGAAUUUUAGUAUAAUAGUGUGGUUUUAUUUAUUACUAACGUUUGUAUGUAGUGCUAUUUCCCCAUCGUAAGAUUUGCUCGCUGGUGUGUCGCUUUAGCUAAUUCGAUGGCUAUGAUAUUGAAGUGUUAAUCUAACGAGUCGCUUCGACGUUCUCCGCACGGGAUAAUAUCGACAAAGCGAGCGACGCCGUUAGAAAUGAGCAGGCCUCAAGGCGGACGCAUACAAGUCCCAGAUGACCUUAGAGAGAUACUCUUGGAGUUCACCAUAAGUUAUCUGCUAGAGCAACCGGGCGACGUGAUCAACUACGCGGUGGAAUUCUUCACGAGGUUACAAAACAAUAGGACCACGACCAUAGUGCGGGCCCCCGCAGCCGGCACGCCUGAUGAAUCUAUAAUAUCGGAUGAAGAAGAGCCGCCGCCGGCGCGCUUCAACAACCGUCGCAAGUCUGUCUUCGCGGAGACCUACGACCCGGAGGAGGAUGACUCGGACGAGGGCGCCCCGGUCGUGUUCCCGAAGUCGGACGCGCAGCGCGCCCGGCUUGCCGAGGCGGUGCGGGGAAUCCUGUUGUUCCGCUCGCUCGACGCGCAACAGAUGCAACAGGUCCUCGACGCGAUGUUCGAGAAGCGGUCGGAGCCGGGCGAGUACGUGAUCAGGCAGGGCGACGACGGCGACAACUUCUACGUGAUCGAGAACGGCAUGUUCGAUGUGCUCGUCAACGGAGAGGAUGGUGUCGAGAAGGUGGUGCACACGUACGAAGGCUCGGGGUCGUUCGGCGAACUGGCGCUCAUGUACAACAUGCCGCGCGCGGCGUCCGUCCGCGCGCAGACGCCCGGCGCGCUCUGGGCCAUGGACCGCCACACCUUCCGCCGCAUCCUACUCAAGAGCGCCUUCAAAAAACGCAAGCUCUACGAGGAGCUGCUCGACAAAGUGCCCAUGCUUAAGGCUCUUCAGCCGUACGAGCGCGCCAACCUGGCGGACGCGCUGCUCCCGCGCACACUGAUCGACGGCGAGAUGAUCAUCCGGCAGGGCGACACCGCCGACGGCAUGUACUUCGUGGAGGACGGCUCCGUCAGCAUCCGCCUCGCGCGCGACGACGGCAACGAGCACGAGAUCAAGCGCCUCGGCAAGGGCGGUUACUUCGGCGAGCUGGCGCUAGUGACCCACAAGCCGCGCGCCGCCUCCGCGUACGCCGUCGGGCCCGUCAAGCUUGCAUUCCUGGACGUGGAGACGUUCGAGCGGCUGCUGGGCCCGUGCAUGGAGAUCAUGAAGCGCAACAUCGACGAUUACGAGGAGCAGCUGGUGAAGCUGUUCGGCGACAAGUCCAACCUCACCGACGUGCGAUGAACGCGCCAAGCCGCCCCUUCCAAACCGAACACACCGUAAUCUUGCAUCCCUUACCCUCUACACCUCCCUCGAGAUCACGCUGUCCCUGUCCCCCGUCCCUGCUUGACGCAGGCUCAGGUCCGGUACCGAGGCGGGGCUCCUCCUUCCUCCAUUGGUCGUUAAUGUUUUAUAUUUAUAAGCCUCUUUUCCUUUCCGCGUUCGUUAGGAAGAUAGCGUGAUCUCGAUACUUUUUGGAAAGUCCGUUUUGUGCUCAUCGAGCUCGCUUGACGCUUGUGUAAUAAUCUAUAUUUUCGCUUAACCGCUACUAAUGUUCGUUGGGACGAGGUACAAAAUUUGAUAGCAAAAUGUACAUUGAUUUGUAAAAAGUCAGUGCCAUGUUAAUUGAGUUAUUCGAUAAUGUAUCGUGGGAUAGAUUACGAGUUGAAUGGAAGGGGAGACGACAAACACGAGCGCUCAACGAUAUUGCAUUGAUACAAAAAUACGCUUAUUUUAGAUAGAGAACUGCCUUAGUAGCUAUGUAAAUUUAAGAAACAGUCACGAGCGCCACGAGCAGGGUGGUCGCUAGAAACACACUGGCGAAGGAUACUAUCAAGUCAAAUGUUCCAGUGAACUGAUUAAUCAGCAAUAUUAUCGAUGUAACUAACUUAUAAUGACCAAAAUUCGUUUUAAGACUUUAUUUCAAGUAUUGCUCACGUUAUGUGCCAUAAAAUUUAUGUGACCGGUAUUGGGUUAGUAUUAAAAAUGUAACUAGAUUAACAUAGACUUUGUCUGUGUGUUUCGACGACCGCCGACUAGCGAAGAAAUCAGACUGUGACGGGGACAAGGCAAUAGUGUAAUUUGUAUCGAGGGGUAUAUUGGACGGAUUGACGUUGGCAAUGCAAUACUUUUCGGCGCUCGAUCGUGUCUUAACUAAAGUUGCGAUUUUCUCUACACUGUCGCCGUUUUCUAUUAAUAUUUAAGAUAUUUUCACUGACACGGGCUUUUCUGGAUAGAGUAUACCUGUAGGUAAAGUUACUAGUUUAAUUUUACUCGUGAUUAGAUCAAAUCUACUCACAUACUAUAUUUAUUUAUGUUAUCUCUGUUAAUGUAUUCUACUACUUUUGUGUAAUGUAUGUAUAUUGAGAACGUAUAUCGCGUGGUUCGGAUAUUGAAUGCCAAAUUAAAGUAGUAACAUGUUUGUAAUUGUUACUGGAAAUGCCAAUUUAAAAGUAUCACUCGGGCUAUUCAAUAUUGUAAGUGAGAGGUCACUCGACCCGUAGCGAUCGGGAAAUCGUGGUAAUCGUAUCAGAACUAUAUUUUAUUUUACAAAGAUGAACAUAUAUUAUUUGUAAAAUGAUUGUUUAGGGAGAGAAUUAUUUUUGUGUUCACUUUUGGUGUUGAGGUUUUUUGUAGUAGUGAGUUCCUAUUGUUUUGUUUUGCUCAUUAACAUUUUACGUGAAAGAUCUGAGGUAUGCCAACUGGACGGAGGCUCGGUUGCUAACACCGGAGAAGGCUACUGUCGCCUUGCGAAUAAGGAUAUCUAUGUAUCAAGACGAACACUGAACAUGAGCACGUGUCGUGCUCGGCGCGGUGUGGUCUGAACACGAGCACGUGUCGUGCGCGGCGCAGUGUGGUCUGAACACGAGCACGUGUCGUGCGCGACACGGUGUGGUCUGAACACGAGCACGUGUCGUGCGCGGCACGGUGUGGUCUGAACACGAGCACGUGUCGUGCGCGACGCAGUGUGGUCUGAACACGAGCACGUGUCGUGCGCGGCACGGUGUGGUCUGAACACGAGCACGUGUCGUGCGCGGCGCAGUGUGGUCUGAACACGAGCACGUGUCAUGCGCGGCACGGUGUGGUCUGAACACGAGCACGUGUCGUGCGCCGCACGGUGUGGUCGCGGCAGCACAAGUAACCCUCAGGUAAAAGUUUCCAGUAUUAUAAAUUAAAAUUAGAAAAUGGUACAACCUUAUUCUAAUCUAAAUCCAGCCAAAGUAGUGGAAUGCGUAAAGAUCAUCAUGUGUGUAGCACUAAAUUUUAAUGAUUAAGUCUAUGUUUACGUAGCUGUUAGUUUCUUCACUUAUUAUUGUAAUUAAAUAUCGUUAGACUAGGUGAAUGAGCAUAGACGUUAAAUCCUGAGGGGUAAGGACGUGCCGGUUUGAUGCCAUGUGCUAAAUGUACAAAUUUAUUUCUGCUGCCAUAGAAGAUUGAUUAUAUUGUUUUAUUUAAUUGAAGAAUUUACUAAUGAAUUAUAAUGUUAAUAAUUUUAUUUUGAUUGUUAGAUUAUCAUAUUAGCUAUAUAGCUAAUAUGAUAUUAAUUUUUAACAAGCAGAAACGUCUGCGAUCGAUGCUAUUAAGCUUAGAAUAAAUUUAAAAGUGAGUUCAAGUCUCACCCAAGGCAGUAAUUUUUCCACUUUUAAAUUUAAUAUGAUAUUGUGAAUAUUCAGAGCUUUUAUAAGAAAUUUGUCAAUAAGAUUAUUCAAAUUGCGUCUCUGUCCCGUGCUUUUAGCUUUCGUUAACUGGUCUGUCAUAAUUUGACGUUUGUUUCGAUAUAGCUUAAUACAUUCCCAUGCUGCUGUUUAUAAUAGUAUGAUUAUAAUGCAUAUAUAUUUUAUUUAGUUUUUAUUGAUACAAUUUUAAUUUAUUUGUUAAUCAAUGAAGAGGGCAAAAUUCUCACUUAAAGUGCCUAUUUUCAUAGAAACAUCAAUCCGGAAACAACAAGCCUUUCUCACUAACAACUAAAUGUUAAUCUCGUGUUUUCACUUCUUAAACUGCCUUUUUCUAUGUGAAAUGUGUUGUGAGAUAUGUGUAUUUAGUGCCAUCAGAUAUAACUACUGACCAAUUCUUUUAAUAAGUACAAUAAUCCAAUUUGUACCCUUGUUUUCAUACUGAGAUCUUCAUCGAUAGACAUGACAAAUUAUACAUGGUUACAUUAACACCUUGCAUAAAUAAAAUACCUUUUAUAUGACAGUUUGAUUGUACGUAGUGUUCCAGAGUAUUAAAAGUUUCGGUCUUUAGUAGCUCCAGUGGAUCGUGCGCGUGCGCGUGUGUGUGUGACGUCACUGAGUUCCCUUCUGUGGUACAUUAUGUUAUGACGUUUGAUAUUGUUGGGUACCGUGACCCGUGUAUAACGUUGUGUUUGUUACCUUACCUGUACAGGUGGGCGUUGCGUCACGACACGUGUGUGUCCCCGGUGUAUCAGUCCCAGUAGCUGUUAAUUAAUAGUAUUGUGCAAUAACUAAUUACUGUCAUUAUUCUAUGUCGUUUUACAUCAAUAUCAUGUGUUAAAUUUUAUGUCAGUGUGGAAUUUAUUUAUAGAUUUUAAUAAAUCAUAGUAUACUUAAGAUAUAAAUCUUUCUCUUUAUACUGAUGUCUAAAACGUGCACUGUUUAGCAUCGCGUGAGUGUACCUACUAGGAGAGGCAAAAUUAACUACGAGUGUAUAUUCGGUUUCUUGGAGAUUUGAAUCCAAUAUAAUCGGCUCUCAGUAUAUGGAUUGGAUACUUGCACAAAAUAUAACUGGACGAAUGGAGAUGUCUCGAUUCUGUUGUCUUCCACGGGACGCACAGAGUACCGCCGCGUCUCCGAGCCGGUCACCGAUCUCCGGCAUUCUAAUGUAAAAUUGGAAUUAAAUACGCUUAACCGUAGCGUAAUUUUUAUAAAUUACUAGUCAUUGGUGUCUAAUGUAGAUUUGUAACCUGACGGCACGUUGAAAUUUGGAGCCUAUUCCAUAUGUUCACAUUAACUAUAAGUGGUCAUACCUGUUCCAUGAAAAGUAAAGCAUAUCAGCGCGGCGCUCGCCGCCCCCAUGUUUAAAUAUUAUUGCACCACGUACGGUAGCCAGUUGAAAACUAGUACCGCUUUUCCCACGUCAUGAGCUUACCCUGUACAUUUAUAAAAAUUAUGUAUCGUAAAAUGUUAGAAAACUGGAUUAUAUUUGUUUGUAGAUCUAAAA